Molecule: messenger RNA, 525 nt
Organism: Physella acuta
Lineage: Eukaryota; Metazoa; Mollusca; Gastropoda; Physidae
Product: saposin-like protein 11
Source: RefSeq, a predicted model, not a curated record
CCAAAAGUAAUUCCAAAAGUAAUUACAAAAGUAAUUCCAAAAGUAAUUCGAAAAGUAAUUCCAAAAGUAAUUCCAAAAGAAAUUCCAAAAGAAAUUCCAAAAGUAAUUCCAAAAGUAAUUCCAAAAGUAAUUCCAAAAGUAAUUCCAAAAGUAAUUCCAAAAGUAAUUCCAAAAGUAAUUCCAAUACCAAAAGUAAUUCCAAAAGUAAUUCCAAAAGUAAUUCCAAAAGUAAUUCCAAAAGUAAUUCCAAAAGUAAUCCCAAAAGAAAUUCCAAAAGUAAUUCCAAAAUUACAGUUCGAUUUCGAUGUGAUCUUGUUCCAGACGAAACUGGUUGAUCAACUUAAAAACGGAAGGAUGGUUUCUCCUUCGCCUCCCUAUGUACGUAUCCUGCCGAUGAUGACAGAACAACAUCGUUCAGCAUUUUCAUCCACCCUCGGCAGCCAUCGUUCUUGCAGCAUCUCCAUGUCGUACUUCCAUCAGCAUUUGCUAUGUCCUUUCCACAUCUGUAGCCUUCGACCAAAAUAA